Molecule: messenger RNA, 1074 nt
Organism: Aspergillus mulundensis
Lineage: Eukaryota; Fungi; Ascomycota; Eurotiomycetes; Eurotiales; Aspergillaceae
Product: U2 snRNP complex subunit HSH49
Exons: 3
Coding region: 1-1074 (357 amino acids)
Biological process (GO): positive regulation of mRNA splicing, via spliceosome
Cellular component (GO): U12-type spliceosomal complex; nucleolus
Molecular function (GO): RNA binding
Source: RefSeq, a predicted model, not a curated record
AUGUCAGGCGCAAGGCAUUGGGAACAGGAUAAAGAGGCCACCGUUUAUAUCGGAAACCUUGAUGAACGGGUCUCCGAUAGCCUGGUAUGGGAGCUCAUGCUACAGGCAGGGCGCAUCGUUAACGUUCACCUGCCGAAAGAUCGAGUCACGCAGUCACAUCAAGGAUAUGGGUUCGUCGAGUUCAACAGCGAGGAGGAUGCGGAAUACGCCUCGAGGAUUAUGAACGGGAUUCGUUUAUAUGGGAAGCCAAUCCGCGUCAACAAAGCUUCUGCUGAUAAACAGAAGUCGGUGGAAAUUGGAGCAGAGCUCUUUGUUGGUAACCUUGACCCCAUGGUUACGGAGCAAGUUCUAUAUGAUACGUUCAGCCGGUUUGGUAACCUGGUCAAUUUGCCUAAGGUUGCAAGAGAUGAGAGCAAUCUAUCAAAAGGAUACGGCUUUGUUUCCUUUGCCGACUUUGAGUCUUCGGAUGCCGCCAUAGCUAACAUGAACGGCCAGUAUCUCAUGAAUAAGCAGGUCUCCGUACAAUAUGCUUAUAAGAAAGACGGAAAGGGUGAGCGGCAUGGUGACCAAGCAGAGCGAAUGCUAGCUGCGCAGGCUCGAAGACACAACGUGCAAAUGCCGACUCAGACUCUUCCACCACCAUUCACAGCCCCAACUACCCCUGUUGUACCCGGCGCAAUCCCCAACGUCGAUACAUCGCGACCAAUGAGCGCCGGUCCGUCGGAUCCCGGAAUGGGAAGAGGUCCAAUGCCCCCGCCACAACUCGUCGGCUUUCCACCGAAUAUCGCUUCUCAGCAGCCAUUGGCAAGACAUGGCCCCCCUCCAGUCUCAUUAGCCACCCCACCUCCAGGUCUCCCAGCACGGCCUCCACCCUCGCAGGCAGGGUAUGGGGGUCCUCAAUCCUUUUUACCUCCGGGCUUCAACAAUCCCGGUCAGCAGGUGCCUUUCCCUUCCCAGACUGCCCCACCUCCAGGGUUUGCGCCUCCAGGUUUCGGCCCGCCUCCAGGAAGCUCUGAUGCACCGCCACCAUUGCCUCCUGGAUUUCAACAGCCAGGUUAUGGUAGGGGACGGUGA